AGCGGCUGGGGCGGGAGGUGGGGGGAGGGGCAAGAGGGAAGGUGAGGGGGAGGACCCCCCACUUCUGAGGGGAGACCCCAGUUCUUGAGGAAAUAUCCCCCCAUUUUAGGAGACUUUGUUCUAUUCUGAGACUAUACCCUUUCCCAUUUCAGAGGAGUUUCCCCCAAAUUUGAAGGGAGACCCCCCCUUUCCUAAGAAGAGUCACUCCCCCGAUUCUGAGCAACCCCCCCAAUUCUGAGGGAAGACUACAGUUCUCAGAAGAGAUACCCCUAGUUCUGAGGUGGAGACAUUUUCUGAGGAAAUUCCACCCCAAGAUGACAGGGAGACCUCCCAUUUCCUGACGAAAGCCCCCCAAAUUCUGAGUAGAUAACUGCAUAAUUCUAAAAGAAAAACCUCAUCUACGUCGAUCCCCACAUUUUUCUUUCCUGAGGAGCCCCCCCAAUUCUAAGGAUGGAUCUGCUAGUAUGAGGGAGAGCAGGGUCUCCCCAAUUCUGAGCCACACACUCCCAAGAAAGAUCAUUCAGUUCUGAAGGAAAACUUGCCCUGAGAAGAAUUGAUCAGGAAACCCCCCAUUUUGGAGAGAGUGCCUUCAAAUCCCCCCCAGUCCCCUCUGCCCUCCUUUGUGGGGCAGAGUCCCCCAAUACUGAGGUGAAGACACCCCUUCUGCAUUAAGGCCCCACUCUGGAAGGGUAGACCACCAUUGCUGAAGGGAAAGUCCUUUAUUCUGAAAAGCUUAUCUACCAAUUUGGGGAGACUCGUUAAGAAGAGGUAUCCCCCACUUGUGUGGGGGAAGACCCUAUUCUGAAGAGAUAGCCUCAAUUCUGUGCUUUGGCCAGCCGUGUCCGAGCGAAGGGAAGCCCAGCGCCGCCCGCGCCGAGAGAAGGGCCGACAUGUACGUGCCCGAGAGCCUGCACGACCUGGCCGACAGCGAGGUGGUCCAGUUUGUGAAGAAGCCCAAGACUAUAUCGCGGAUCUUUGCUGGGGUCUUCUCGCUCAUCGUGUUUGCCACGCUGCUGACGGAUGGCUACCAGAACCUGGCCACCUCCCCGCAGCUGCGCUGCGUCCUCAAUGACAACGCCGUGGCCUGCAGCUUUGCGGUGGUGGCGGGCCUCCUGGCCUUCCUGGGCUGCCUCCUCUUCCUCACCCUGGACACCCUGGUGGCCCGCAUCAGCAGCACCCGCCUGAAGACCACGGUCCUGCUGCUGGAUUUCUCCAUCUCUGUCAUCUGGGUCGGAGUCUGGUUCGUGGGCUUUUGUUUCCUGGCCAACCAGUGGCAGCGCUCGCCCCCUCACCGCUACCUUCUGGGCAACAGCAGCGCCAAGGCGGCCAUCGCCUUCUCCUUCUUCUCCAUCCCCGUGUGGAUGGCCCUGGCCUACCUGGCGCUCCAGGACCUCCGCAGCGACCCGCCCGUCCCCUACAAGCGCUCCCUGGAUGAGGGGGGCGUGGCCCUGACCACCCUGUCCUCGGGCACCACCACCAUGGGCCCCAACAGCCUGGGCUACCCGGGCUCCAUGCCGCCCCCGUACCCCACCACCCCCAAAACCGCUCGCCUGGCCAUGAUGAACGACAAUUGAGGCGCCGUGCCGAUCUCCCUCAGUUAUUAAAGAGACGUGCUCUUCCUCCCACGGAGGUGUUUGAGAAAA
Messenger RNA from Antechinus flavipes (yellow-footed antechinus), 1643 nucleotides. It is a transcript of the gene SYNGR4, whose product is annotated as synaptogyrin 4. Gene Ontology annotation, cellular component: synaptic vesicle membrane; neuromuscular junction. The transcript has 5 exons. The record is from RefSeq and is a predicted model, not a curated record. Bases 891 to 1574 code for a protein of 227 amino acids. Lineage: Eukaryota; Metazoa; Chordata; Mammalia; Dasyuromorphia; Dasyuridae.